Messenger RNA from Quercus lobata, 3249 nucleotides. RefSeq names its product putative disease resistance protein RGA3. Lineage: Eukaryota; Viridiplantae; Streptophyta; Magnoliopsida; Fagales; Fagaceae. The coding region runs from base 1280 to 3148 and encodes 622 amino acids. The transcript is spliced from 3 exons. The record is from RefSeq and is a predicted model, not a curated record.
GUAAGACCACACUAGCUCAACUCAUAUACAAUGAUAAGAUUGUUAAUAAAACUUAUGAGUUGAAACUUUGGAUUUGUGUCUCUAGUAACUUUGAUGUAAAACAAAUUGUUAAAGCAAUUUUAGAACAUUUGAUUGAUGAGAAGCUUAAAGAAAGCCUUGAAAUCUUGCAAACACAACUUCGAGAAAAACUUAAUGGAAAAAAAUAUUUGCUUGUCUUGGAUGAUGUGUGGAACGAGGAUAAUAAUAAAUGGUUUCUCUUGAAAAAUUUGUUAAUGGUUGGUGCAAGGGGAAGUAAGAUAAUAGUAACUACACGCUCUGAAAAGGUAGCAAUGAUAAUAGGCACAACUUCAUGUUAUCCUCUAAAAGGCCAAAUUAAAAAAAAGGCUUGGAGUUUUUUUGUAAAAAUAGCAUUUGAACAAGGCCAAGAACCAGAGAACCAAGCCCUUGUAAGCCUAGGAGAGGAGAUUAUGAAUAAUUGUGCUGGGGUACCUCUUGUUAUAAGAACAAUAGCAAGCUUACUACGCUCAAAGACUUCAGAAAAUGAGUGGCGAUCUUUUAAAAAUUAUGAACUCUCAAAAAUCGCUCAAGAAGAAAAUGAUAUCUCAUCAACACUUAAGUUGAGUUAUGACAUCUACCCCCAUACUUAAAGCAAUGCUUUGCUUAUUGUAGUUUAUUUCCCAAAGAUUACAAGAUUCAAGUAAAGACACUAAUUGAUCUUUGGGCAGCACAAGGUUUUAUUAAAUUAUCAAAUCCAAAGCAACGUGUGGAGGAUGUUAGUAGAGAGUACUUUAUGGUGUUACUUUGGAGGUCAUUUUUCCAAAAUAUAGGAAAAGAUGAACAUGGAAAUGUUAUAUGGUGCAAAAUGCAUAAUCUCAUGCAUGAUCUUGCAACUUUGGUGUCUGGGAUGGAAAGUGUUGCAUUAAAUUCAAAUGGGGAAAACAUUGGUGAAAAAGUUCCUCAUCUAUCAUUUAAUCUUAUGGAUCCAAUCACCAUGCUUAAUGGAAGGAAGAUGCAAACAGUUCUUGCAUCUAGUGUAGGGGGAAAUUUGGGUAAUUUAACUUGUGAUGCACUUGUUUCAAAUCUUAAGUAUUUGCGCACAUUGGAUUUAAGCAAUUUAUGACUACAUGCAUUGCCAAGUUCAAUCGGAGAGUUGAAACAUUUAAGAUAUCUUGAUGUAUCUGAAAAUCAUGAUAUUAAAAUUCUCCCUAAUUCCAUUACUAGGCUACAGAAUUUGCAGACCUUAAAACUCAAUAACUGUGGAUCUCUUAGGGAAUUACCAAUGGACACUAAAAAAUUGGUCAAUCUUAGGCAUCUAGAUGUUACUAAUUGUUUAAAAUUGACUCAUAUGCCCCAUGGACUAGGACAAUUAACUUCUCUUGAGAUACUACCACAGUUUGUUGUGAGUAAGGUAGGUUCUAGAGCUAGGUCUAGUUGUGGGCUAAGUGAAUUGAAAGAGUUGAGCAAUUUGGGAGGACGCUUAUGGAUUGGAUAUCUAGGACAUGAAAAAGAGGACAUGCUGAAAUGUCAAGCUGCAAAUAUGAAGGAGAAACAUCUUCAACAAUUGAUUUUACGGUGGGAUCGAUUACGGAAUGGAGAAACCACAUGUUGUGAUGAAAUAGCAUUGAAAUGGCUCCAACCACAUCCAAAUCUUAAAGCAUUGGAGUUAUGGUCUUAUAUGGGUGUGACAAUUCCAAGUUGGAUCUCUUUGCUCACUAAUCUUGUCAAUUUGGAAUUUUGGCAUACUCAUAAAUGCCAUCACCUCCCACUGUUAUAUCAACUCCCUUUUCUUAAGUCUCUCAGUCUUGUAGAUAUGGGAGAGCUUGAAUACAUAUCAGAAGACACUACUAGUCUAUCCUUUACUUCAUCGUUGUCUUCCUCGAAAACAUUAUUUUUCACAUCCUUAAUUACUCUCACAUUAUGGGAUUGCCCCAAUGUGAAGGGAUGGUGGAGGAUAGAUGAUAAAGCUCAACCAGAGCAUUUGUUAAUACCAUCAUUUACUCAUCCUUCGGAAUUAGAAAUUAGUUUUUGCCCGAACCUGAUUUGCAUGCCACUAUUUCCGUAUCUCAAAGAAGGGUUGACAUUGACUGAAGUUAGCUCCAAAGUAUUGCAACAAACAAUGGAUAUGGUAGUAACGCAAAACCCAUCAACGACAUUCUCAACCUCCUCAGGUUGCUUUCCUCUUUCUGAAUUAGAGACUUUGCAGUUAGAAUGGGUUAAUGAUUUAGAAUCACUUCCAGAUGCAUGGCUACGAAAUCUUGUUUCACUUCGAAGACUUUCCAUUUUCAACUGUAAUGGACUAAGGUCUUUCCCUGGUGGAGGCAUUCAACAUCUCACCUCACUUCAAGAUAUGAAAAUUUGGGAUUGUAACGAGCUUGUUUUGCUAAAUGAUGAAGAUGAUGGUAUGCAAUGGCAAGGCCUUAGGAGCCUUAGUUCACUCUAUUUUACUGGACUUCCAAAACUGCUGUCUCUACCAAAUGGACUUCAACAUAUUACCACUCUUCAAAAACUCCAAAUUCGUGAUUGUCCUAAUUUGACAGCUUUACCAGAGUGGAUAGGUAACCUCAAAUCACUUCAAGAGCUUAACAUUAGCAAAUGGCCCAAUUUGACAUCAUUGCCUCAAGAGAUUUGUUAUCUCACCUCUUUACAAGAUUUGGAGAUUGAAAAUUGUCCUAAUUUGAUUGCUUUACCAGAGUGGAUAGGUAAUCUCACAUUACUACAAAGGUUUAAAAUUGACGAAUACCCCAAUUUGACAUCAUUGCCUGAUGGAAUGCGUCAUCUCACCUCUUUACAAUAUCUUGACAUUGAAAAUUGUCCUAAUUUGGUGGCUUUACCCGAGUGGAUAGGCAACCUCACAUCACUACAAAAGCUUGAAAUUAGCCGUUGCCCCAAUUUGAGAUCAAUCCCUCAAGGGAUUCGCCAUCUCUCCACUUUACAAUGCCUUACAAUUGCUAAUUGUCCUCUUUUACGACAAAGAUGUCAGAGACAGACAGGUGAAGAUUGGCCUAAGAUUGCUCAUAUUCCAUACUUAGAUGUGGAUUGGUACUUGGAGUAUGCAAGAGAACCAAUUGAGGCAAAGAAUAAAGUUUGGCUCAAAAUUCGGACCUUAUUUGAAAACAGAAAUUGUGCAACAUGUCACAAAACUCAGUGAAUCAUAGCGAAUUUCUUGGCACUUUGAGGGGAGGACUUUGUUGAGCUUUGUGGAGCCUAGUUGUGUUUGAUCUGGAUGAUGACCCGACCCAAAAUAAUGUU